AUGGAGGCCAAUAACUUCAGACAGCUCUCAGGGGAUCCACAGUCAACAUCUCCAAACAACAGAUCACAAUUAUCCAGCCAAAAUGGGCUGGAGAAGUUAGGUGAGCAGGAUUCCUCCAUUCCAAACCUGACACCAGAGAAGAAGGUGAGUGGACAACUUAGUGAGGGAGCUCAGGAUCUCUCUGAAGAGUUGAAUCAACAACUGGAAGACAUCAUCAACAUGUUUGGGUCUGCUGUCAGCACUGAUGGCCAAGAAGGUUCUGUGAAGGCCCAGGAGCAAAGUGAAACUAUAGAUCCAGCUGACAAUGAAGAUGGGGACUGUGAGGAGGUCUCUGAAGAAUCAGAAAAAGAAUCCUCAGCUUCUGGAGAGCCAUUCAAGGCCAAAGAACCUGUCAGCUAUAAAGAGCAAAAACUGGAAAAGAAGAUCCUGAAAGGAUUAGGCAAAGAAGCCAACCUGCUUAUGCAAAGUCUGAACAAGUUGUCAACUCCUGAAGAAAAACUUGAUUUUUUAUUCAAGAAGUAUGCUGAAUUGCUGGAUGAACAUCGCACUGAGCAAAAGAAAUUAAAGCUUCUCCAAAAGAAACAGGUACAAAUCCAAAAAGAAAAGGACCAGUUGCAAAGUGAACACAGCAGAGCAAUCCUGGCCCGAAGCAAACUGGAGAGUCUGUGCCGGGAGCUGCAGAGACACAACAAAACGCUGAAGGAGGAAACCCUACAGCGAGCUCGUGAGGAAGAAGAGAAAAGAAAAGACAUCACUAGUCAUUUCCAAAGCACCCUGACUGAUAUCCAGGCUCAGAUUGAACAGCAGAGUGAGCGGAACAUGAGGCUGUGUCAGGAGAACACAGAACUCGCAGAGAAACUGAAGAGCAUUAUUGAUCAGUAUGAGCUCAGAGAGGAGCAUCUGGACAAAAUAUUUAAGCACAGAGAACUGCAGCAGAAGCUGGUAGACGCCAAACUCGAGCAGGCACAAGAACUGAUGAAGGAAUCAGAGGAGCGACAUGCACGUGAAAAAGAAUAUUUAUUGAACCAGGCAGCAGAAUGGAAGCUUCAGGCCCAGGUGCUGAAGGAACAAGAGACAGUCCUGCAGACUCAGCUUACUCUUUACUCUGGAAGGUUUGAAGAAUUCCAGAACACUCUGACAAAAAGCAAUGAGGUGUUCGCCACUUUCAAACAGGAAAUGGAUAAAACAACCAAGAAAAUGAAAAAGCUAGAAAAAGACACAGCCACAUGGAAAGCCCGGUUUGAGAAUUGUAACAAAGCUCUACUGGACAUGAUUGAGGAGAAAGCCUUGAGGGCUAAGGAAUAUGAGUGCUUCGUGAUGAAAAUUGGGAGGCUAGAGAAUCUCUGUCGAGCUUUACAGCAUGAGAGAAAUGAACUUUACCAAAAAAUUAGAGAAGCGAAAAUGACUGACAAGGAUGAUGAAAGCCAGCACACCUCUGAUGAAGAGCCUGAGUCGAAUGUGUCUCUGGGAGAAGUCAAUGCAGAGGAAGCCAACAGUGUUCACAACGCUGUGAAGAAUUUGACCACUGCCUUCCUGGUAAUGCACUGUUCAGAGUCCACCCUCGACCAGUCCAAAGAACUUCAAGCAGAACUGGGGAGUUCUCAAGGGAGCGGAGACAGUGCUAUCACAGAACAGCCCUCUCUGAGCCCACCCUGCCAUUCAGAAAACCCACAAUCUCCCCUAGAUCUUCAGGUUUGGGCCCAAGGAGGUAACAAAGAAGAAUCUCCCCACAAAGUCAGUAAUUCCCCGGAGGUGUUGCAAGCAGAACUCCAAGGUGAGGGUCUCUCUGAUGGAGCACCAGCCAGUCCUCAGUCCCAGAAGCCAGAGGCUGUGACUUCUGCUUCUAGUCAGGUCCCAACAGAAGCCUCCACACCAGUGAUGGAAGCAAAUGCCCUUAUUCCACUGCCACUAGUGGCAGUAGCAAAGGAGAUGCCAGCAGGGUCAUCCACGGGGCUACACCCACCCCCAGUGGCCGACUCCAAUCUGGAAACAGUAGACUAA
Messenger RNA from Suncus etruscus (white-toothed pygmy shrew), 2001 nucleotides. It is a transcript of the gene TXLNB, whose product is annotated as taxilin beta. The record is from RefSeq and is a predicted model, not a curated record. The transcript is spliced from 9 exons. Bases 1 to 2001 code for a protein of 666 amino acids. Gene Ontology annotation, molecular function: syntaxin binding. Lineage: Eukaryota; Metazoa; Chordata; Mammalia; Eulipotyphla; Soricidae.